AUGCCGCCUUCAAGGAGCUCCCCUUCGGGUCAGGUCAUUGAGUAUAUUCCAGACCGCCUUUACCUAGCAUCCUACAUCCAUCCUCCCACAGCCGACACCGUCUUCCCCUACUCCGAACCUCCAACUCGUUCGCCAAGUAAACGAUCGCAAAGAGCUGUUGAUGGGCCUUCGCCUGCCGUGUCUAAGUCGGAUCGACACCCCCCAUACUACUUUACAGUCGAUGACAGCCUCUUAUACAACGCUUUUCACCAUGAUUUUGGCCCACUUCACAUCGGUCAUCUGUACCGUUUUGCCCUACAUUUUCACGAUGUUCUUGGCGCAAAGGAAAACCAGCAUAGACCUAUUGUGUUUUGGAGCCGUGCAGACCCGAGGAGCCGGGCCAACGCCGCUUGUUUACUCGCUUGCUACAUGGUCUUGAUUCAGUCUUGGCCACCUCACUUGGCCCUGGCACCGAUUGCGCAGGUUGAUCCACCUCUAAUGCCUUUCCGCGACGCUGGUUACAGUCAGGCGGAUUAUGGUAUUACUGUGCAAGACAUCGUGUACGGUGUCUGGAAAGCCAAGGAGGAAGGUUGCUGCGUACUGGACAACUUCGAUCUUGAUGAAUACGAAAAAUUUGAACGUGUCGAACACGGCGAUUUCAACUGGAUCACACCUCAUUUCCUGGCAUUCGCAUCUCCGCAACAUAGCCCGGUGGCACGCAUCACCGAGUCGUCAGAAUUAUAUGAUUCUCUUCCUAAGACACUCUCCGCGGUCGAUUCUCACCCAAGCCUCCCUCAGUCAUUCAAGAACGUACUGAGCCACUUUUCCGAGCGCAGUAUCGGUCUAGUUGUCCGACUUAACUCGCCUUUAUACUCCCCAUCUUACUUUGAGGCGUUAGGGAUCCAACAUCUCGAUAUGAUUUUUGAAGAUGGUACUUGCCCCCCCUUAAGCACCGUUCGAAAGUUCAUCAAGCUUGCGCACGAGACGAUUACAAUUCGGAAAAAGGGUAUCGCAGUUCACUGCAAAGCCGGUCUUGGGAGAACUGGAUGCUUGAUUGGGGCGUACUUAAUCUACCGUCAUGGAUUUACAGCAAAUGAGGUCAUUUCAUUCAUGCGUUUUAUGCGCCCUGGUAUGGUUGUUGGUCCUCAACAGCAUUGGCUGCACAUCAAUCAAGGGGUUUUCCGCGAGUGGUGGAUCGAAGAGAGACUAGAGAGGAAGUUAAGAAAGGAGCUCGCGGCAGCGAACCAGGCGCCCAGCACGCCCAUCCGAGCAAUGCAGAAGGCUACUCUAAGCCGAAGUGCCCAGGCAUCUACACCUCCCAGCAGAAGCCCAUCAAACCGUACGCCUCUCGGCGAAAUGGAUGGUGAAAGACGUAAUGCGGCUGCGCAAGAGGACUACCUACCGGCUCCAACGCCAGGUCAGCCUCGGAAGACGAGUCGCAUAGACCGACACCAUCCUUACCAGCGCAACGCGGUUCAGCCAUCCCCGGUUGAGGAAGAGCGCGAAGGGGCCGAGAAAGACACGGAAGUUGUCUCCGUCCAUAGACGGUCUAACGAUGGUGAAUCCGAAGAGGAAUGGCUCCUACGCAUGCGAACCCAUCGCAAGACAUCGCACUCCCCAAGCCGCAAUGAAAAGAUGAGAUCAGUAAGCCAAAGCACGACAACAACAAUAUAUAAGGUCAUAGACAAUGAUGCAUCUAAUGACGCUGAGAAUAUUGGCAGUGCUCGGCCAAAGACCAUUGUGGACCAUGUCACCGGCUCGCCAACGCGGUCGGCGAGCGCUUCAGGCAUAUUGACCAAGGUCAGGAGCAGCAAGCGAACGGCCGAAUCCAGCCGCAAUAAGGAUUCAGCGGGUGUGCGCAAGACGAGCGGUCGGGUUGGUAGUAUCAACGCCAGCUCAAAUGUUAGCUCAACGGCACGCAAGGUAUCCGCGAUAUAG
Molecule: messenger RNA, 1917 nt
Organism: Daldinia childiae
Lineage: Eukaryota; Fungi; Ascomycota; Sordariomycetes; Xylariales; Hypoxylaceae
Product: Tyrosine-protein phosphatase cdcA
Exons: 3
Coding region: 1-1917 (638 amino acids)
Biological process (GO): positive regulation of cytokinesis; protein dephosphorylation; microtubule cytoskeleton organization
Cellular component (GO): spindle pole; mitotic spindle; mitotic spindle midzone
Molecular function (GO): protein tyrosine/serine/threonine phosphatase activity; protein serine/threonine phosphatase activity
Source: RefSeq, a predicted model, not a curated record